Molecule: messenger RNA, 2591 nt
Organism: Anneissia japonica
Lineage: Eukaryota; Metazoa; Echinodermata; Crinoidea; Comatulida; Comatulidae
Exons: 13
Coding region: 159-1403 (414 amino acids)
Source: RefSeq, a predicted model, not a curated record
CUUCACGCUUCAAUGGGUUUGACCCGGGUUGACAUGAACCCUGGAAGUGGCAUGUGGCUAUGGCUGCUACGAACAAGCUAUAAUAUAGGACUAAACGUUGACGAUAAAAGAAAAACAUUGUAUAAAUAGAAUCGGGAGGGUCCACGGCAACAAAGAAGAUGCCAACUGACAGAAGGCGAAGGGCGGGCCGUGAUGGUGUGACAACUGAGAAGCCGAAGCAUGUGGUGUCCUCAGCAGAAGACAGUGCUGUUGAAAAUUCUCCUUCAGAAGAAUUCUCCAACCAGUCAAGCUCAUCGAAUAUGUUUUGGAAAGCUUUGAAUGUUGGGAAGUAUGUUGUGUUGUUACUGCUCCUGCCAGCAAUCCUAAACCAUGCAGCCCUGUUGAGAGAAGCCCAAUACUUGAUACCACCCGGUGGUGAAUUGUAUGAUAUUGGUUGGGGUCAGAAAUUGUUGUUGUCAUGCAAUGGUACAGGACCGCCAACUGUUCUGUUAGAUGCACCCACUGGUAUGAGCUCAGAUGUGUGGUACUUCAUCCAACCAGAACUGGCUAAAGUAACAAGGGUUUGCACAUAUGAUAGAGCAGGAAUAGGAUUCAGUGAGCGUGCUCCAAGGAAUGCCAGUGAUAGCAAUAAUUCUCUUAUGGGUGAUAGUCGAGCAGAAGAGUUCACAGUUGAAAGAAUGGUUGAUGAUCUCCAUCAACUACUUACAGUGAGCAGUGACCAACCAAAACCAUUCAUCUUUGUGGGGUCUGAAUUGGGCUCCUUGGUUGCCAGGUUUUACACACAAUUGUAUGAAAAUGAGGUGUCUGACCUUAUUUUGAUUGAUCCAUUGGUUGAGGGUUUGUUCAGCAUUGACAAAGGAAUAUGGGGAAAAUUCUGGUUUGAUUAUUUAAUACCGUCAUAUCAAUCCCUUCAACUAUCUGCGGCUGUUGGUGCUUCUAGAAUUGGCUUAUUGUUAAAUUUGAUGAAUCAACCAAUGAAAAAUUCUGAUCUACCUGAAGAUGUUGACUACCGACAGAAAUAUCUUAUGUGCCAACCACACCAUCUCAGUACUGUUGUUGAUGAACAUUAUUUUAUAAAUGCAAGUUUAUCCCAGAUAAGCACUGCAUGGCGUAUCAAACCAUUCCCAAAACAUGUUGGUGUUACGGUCGUUACUGGUAACUACUAUGAUGAACAACUGCCUAAUACGUUGAAUAAGGCCUGGGCUAAGGCACAGCAACACCUCAUAUCUAAUCUACACCCAGGGAGCAAGCACAUUCUCCUGAAUGGUGCAGACCACACAAUGCCAUACAGGAACCCCAAGGCCCUGUUGGAGCCAAUUAGAAGGAUUGUAAGACAGAGAAAACUAAGUUUAUCAAAUGGAAAACCAAAGAGGAAAAUUGAAUUUGGGACUGUGGAUAGGUGACGUGGUGUAGUGUUUUAAGUUUUCAGUAAAGAUUUAUUCUUAUCGAUUCAGGGCUGUUAGCCCAAUUGCCGCCCACUACCUCUAAGAUUUCUCACAGACAGGAGAUGAAUUAAAGACUAAACACAUUGAAUACAAUUUACACCAACAUGCAAAAAAAUGAAUUUCAAAUCGAAUAUUCAUAAACAUAAUUUUUUUGAUUUCAAAGUUGAGAGGGAGCAGGUUGCCACAGGGGCGGUGCCAGUGGGAUUAUGGAGGUCAUUCUCCCCCCCACCCCCUCUUUGGACAAGCAUUUAUGAAAUAAAUUGAAAUAAAAAUGCCAGUGAGCAGACAGAUUUGAAAACCUGACGAUUCCAUGGUUUGCACAUUAUGUGGAGUAUUUAAUGUAUGUCAAUUAAAAGAAUCUAGAAAAUACAGUACUGUAUUUUGUAUUUGGAGGAAAUACUUGUUCUGUUGGUAAUGGAAAAAGGGAAAACAAAAUAAGUAGAUGUUCAAGGGUACUUAAUGGAAUUGUAUAUUGAGCUGAAUGUGUUAAUUCACGCCCAUCUCACAAGCCUUACACAUAAUAAGGAUUAAGGACACUCAUAAGUACUAUUAUAGUGGCAUAAUCUAAUAAACACUUUGUUUUUAAGUUUAAAAUGUUGAUGACUUAAAUGAGCAAUUCAUUGUUUUUAUUAAAGAAAGUACUGUAUGAUUUUAGUACAGAAGGUAUAUCUUUAUCAUAUUUUCUAACUUUUUUUUACUUCGAAUGACAGAAAUUUCUUCAGUGACAUCUGGUUCCCAUUGUCAUAUCUAGGUAGGGGUUUACCAUGUCGAAGGGUAUAGGAAACAAUUGGACAAUGAGGGAGAUAAAUGGGAAUGAGGUGAUAAAAUAUGAAGUAAUUUUGAGCUUCUUCAGUAAUUGUUUUCAGAGGGAAAUGGGACCCUGGAGGAAAUGUUUUUGUUCUCUCUAUCCCACCACUUCUUUACCCUGUUGGUUUCUGGUUUUUAAAAAAUAUUAAUUUCAACCAUCUAUGCCGUCGCUUUCUUUCUGUAAUAAUAGCAUAUUUCAAAGUUCACUUCAAGUGAAUAGCAUUCCAUGCAUAUUUGUUGUUAUUGUUUAGGGAUUUAGUCCAACUUGUUUGCACUUCGAACGUUCGGUUGACAAAUUCAGUAAUAAAGAUUUGAUCCUGGUUUUUCUUGUCUGCUCCA